Camarhynchus parvulus is the source of this 1422-nucleotide messenger RNA. RefSeq names its product oligodendrocyte transcription factor 3 (gene OLIG3). The transcript has a single exon. Gene Ontology annotation, molecular function: protein dimerization activity. Bases 239 to 1060 code for a protein of 273 amino acids. The record is from RefSeq and is a predicted model, not a curated record. Lineage: Eukaryota; Metazoa; Chordata; Aves; Passeriformes; Thraupidae.
CCAUCCUGUAAACAGGCUGAGUAACCGGGUGGAGAGAGAGAGAGAGGGGAGACAUUGGAGAGAGAGAGGGCUGAGGGGCUUUUUCCCUCUUCCUCCAGCAUUUCCAGCCCUUCUCUGGCAGACCCUGCCGUCCGUUUAUUUCCUUUUCGUUUUGUUUUUGUUGCUUUUUGAAGGAGAGUUGUCUCGUUCUGCCACCUCCAGAGCAGGGAAGAGUUUCUUGCUCAGAAGCCUGAAUACAAUGAAUUCUGACUCCAGCUCUGUCUCCAGCAGAGCUUCCUCGCCAGACAUGGAUGAGAUGUACCUGAGAGACCAUCACCACCACCACCACCAUCACCACCACCAAGACAGUCGGCUCAACUCGGUCUCCUCCACUCAGAACGAUCUGGUGCAGAAGAUGUCUGGGGAAGGCCUCACCAGGAACGGUUCCAAGGCCGGAGGGGAAGGCAGCAAGUACAAAAUCAAGAAGCAGCUUUCGGAGCAGGACCUGCAGCAGCUGCGGCUGAAGAUCAAUGGCCGGGAGCGUAAGAGGAUGCACGACCUCAACCUGGCUAUGGACGGGCUGCGGGAGGUGAUGCCCUACGCCCACGGACCUUCUGUGAGAAAACUCUCCAAAAUCGCCACCCUCCUGCUAGCCAGAAACUAUAUCCUGAUGCUCACCAGCUCCCUGGAGGAGAUGAAGAGGCUAGUUGGGGAAAUCUACGGGGGACACCACUCGGCCUUUCACUGCGGCACGGUGGGACACUCGGCCGGGCACCCGCCCCACGCCGCCGGCACCGUGCACCAGGUGCAUCCCAUCCUCGGCGGUGCCCUGUCCUCCGCCAACACCUCCUCCUCCCUCUCCGCCUCCCUGCCGGCCAUCGGCACCAUCCGGCCUCCACACUCCCUGCUCAAGACCCCCUCGACACCCCCCGCCCUGCAGCUCGGCAGCGGCUUCCAGCACUGGGCUGGCUUGCCGUGCCCCUGCACCAUCUGCCAGAUGCCUCCCCCGCCCCACCUCUCGGCCCUCACCGCCUCCAACAUGGCCAGGAUCUCGGGGGAGACCAAGGACCUCCUCAAGUGACUCGGCGGGGCUCCCCCGGCCGCUCCCACGGACGGAGAGGGGGCUGCGGCCGGAGCUGCCCCCGCCGCCCCCGCCCGCCGGGCCCCUGUAACACGGGAUUAGUGUAGUAAGGACCUUGCAAAGGUAAUGUUCCACCGGCUCCCCGGGCCAUGUUUUCUUAUUAAACUAAACUGGAAAAAAAAGUCCCUGUUGUAAAAAGAAUGAUGAUGAUAAUAAUAAUAAUAAUAAUGAUAAUAAUAAUAAUAAUAAUGCCGCUGAUGGUAAUCAAAUGUAAAUGGUUCCUUAAAAUGUAUGUAAAAGGAAAAAAAAAAGACAUGGUUGUCAUUGUAGUGUUCGCAGCUACCAAGAGACGAUGAAAUCGG